AUGUUCGUGUGUCCGAAUGCCUGCGGUCGUCAAUAUAAUGCUAAGGGAAAUCUUCACCGACAUUUGAAGUACGAAUGUGGGCAACAAAGAUUGUUCAAAUGCGACCAGUGUGCUAAAACAUUCUAUCAAAAAAUCGACGAUAGAAGGUUUAUAUGCCCGAAUUCUUGCGGUCGUCGGUACAAGUACGAAAGAGGAAUGAAAAAUCACUUGAAGUACGAAUGUGGUAGAGCGAAACAAUUCAUAUGUCGUCAAUGUGGCAAAGCAUUUGCUCACAAAUUGCAUUCGGAUGGAAUGUUUGUGUGCCCAAAUGCCUGCGGUCGUCAGUACAAACAGAAAUUCGUUCUUCAGAGACAUUUGAACUACGAGUGUGGCAAAGAAAAGCAAUUCAAAUGUCCCGAAUGCCCAAAAGCCUUCAGUCAUCGGAAAAGAUUUAAAAACACUUCGUCUUCGUACGUUUGUCCAAAUGCUUGCGGUCGUCGUUAUAAAUACAAACAAGGAGUUUAUACGCAUUUGAAGUUCGAAUGUGGACGCGAGAAACAAUUCAGAUGUUUCCAAUGCGGACAGUAUUAUGAAAUGUUCAUUUGUCCGAAUGCCUGCGGUCGCGAGUAUAAAUAUAAACGAGGACUUCAAACUCAUUUGAGGUUCGAGUGUGGACGCGAAAAACUAUUCAAAUGUACCGAAUGCCCAAAAGCGUUUUCUCGAAAGAGACAAAAAGCUGAAACGUUCGAAUGUCCGAAUGGUUGCGGUCGUCGAUAUAAAUAUAAACAAGGAGUUUACACGCAUUUAAGAAGAAGAGUCGAUCGAAACGUCAUCAUCGUUCACAUGUCCGAAUUCUUGUGGUCGAAGAUACAAGUACAAAAGAAACAUGCGAGCUCAUUUAAAGUACGAAUGUGGACGCGAAAAACAAUUCAAAUGCUCGCAAUGCCCUAA
This is a messenger RNA of Planococcus citri (citrus mealybug), 930 nucleotides long. RefSeq names its product gastrula zinc finger protein XlCGF8.2DB-like. The record is from RefSeq and is a predicted model, not a curated record. Gene Ontology annotation, biological process: regulation of transcription by RNA polymerase II. Gene Ontology annotation, molecular function: RNA polymerase II transcription regulatory region sequence-specific DNA binding; DNA-binding transcription factor activity, RNA polymerase II-specific. Bases 1 to 930 code for a protein of 309 amino acids. The transcript is spliced from 7 exons. Gene Ontology annotation, cellular component: nucleus. Lineage: Eukaryota; Metazoa; Arthropoda; Insecta; Hemiptera; Pseudococcidae.